Ornithodoros turicata is the source of this 7113-nucleotide messenger RNA. RefSeq names its product carboxypeptidase D-like. Gene Ontology annotation, biological process: protein processing; peptide metabolic process. Lineage: Eukaryota; Metazoa; Arthropoda; Arachnida; Ixodida; Argasidae. Bases 42 to 4961 code for a protein of 1639 amino acids. The record is from RefSeq and is a predicted model, not a curated record. The transcript is spliced from 26 exons. Gene Ontology annotation, molecular function: metallocarboxypeptidase activity; zinc ion binding.
UGCAUGUUUUGCUUUUGCUUUGCGUGCGCUGUGUGAACAACAUGGCGCAGAGCCUUGCGUUUGACGUGUGUGAUCGUGUACGUUGCAUUUUAUGUUUAUUUAUAGUUAUAAUAUCCUGUGUUGGAACUGCAUGUGCAUCAUUUGGUGAUAACACAACAUUUCCUGUUGCGAGGUACUUGAACUAUAAUGAAACGACGACAUUUCUGCAUGAACUCUCCCGCAAGCACUCAUCGCUUGCAUCUGUUUACACUAUUGGUAAAAGCGUUAAGGGUCGCGAAUUGUGGGUGCUGAAAAUAAGUACCGACGCGCACGUGCGCACAAUGGGAAAGCCAGCUUUCAAGUACGUCGGAAAUGUGCACGGCAACGAAGCGCUGGGCCGACAAUUGCUGCUUUACCUUAUGGAGUACCUCCUCGAAAACUACGGCUCUGAUCCCCGUGUCACCAGACUCAUCAACCACACGGAGAUCCACAUCUGUCCUUCGUUAAACCCCGACGGCUACGAGGAUGCCACGGAAGGUGAUUGUGAGGGAGCGAAAGAGGUAUCUGGCCGACGGAACGCCCACGAUGUGGACAUCAACUCGGACUUCCCGGACCAAUAUGAGCGCUUUGGUUCCGAGACAGACGGCCGUCAACCAGAAACGUUAGCUGCCAUGACGUGGAUCGUGUCGAACCCAUUCGUCCUCUCCGCCAACUUACACACCGGAAGCGUGGUUGCGAGCUACCCUUACGACAGUGCUCCACAAAGUGAAGGAGAUGCGGUUUUGAGCCCGACGCCGGACGACGAGCUGUUCCGACACCUCGCAAAAACGUACGCCAAAAAUCACAGAACUAUGUUCAAGGGCAACCAGUGCGAGCAACAAUUUAAUGAUGGCAUUACAAAUGGUGCAGAGUGGUCUGUCGUUCGUGGUACAAUGCAGGACUUCAACUAUGUUUUUACAAAUUGCAUGGAGAUUACGUUGGAGCUUUCAUGUUGCAAGUAUCCGCCAAGCAGUGAACUACAAAAAGAGUGGGAUAACAACAGGAACGCCCUCCUGAUUUACAUGGAGCAGGUGCAUAUGGGUGUGAAAGGUGUCGUUAAAGAUGCCAUUACAGGAGUGGGCAUAGAGAAAGCUAUCGUUACCGUGGAGGGCAUAAAUUACAACGUCACAACAACCGCAAGAGGAGAGUUCUGGAGGUUGCUUCUACCUGGAACCUACAACAUCCACAUUUCAUCGCCUGGGUAUCGGAACAUAACAAAAAGGAGUGUCAGAGUAGCUACUGGCGGUGCUACCUGGGUGGAUGCUGCCCUCGAAUCUGACAACACCUCGUCUAAUGCAACAUCCGAGUCCUACCCACAGAACGCACCUCACGACCCAGACUUUGAGUUCCUCUCCCCUCCGGAAUUCAAACAUCAUCACUUCCAAGAGAUGGAGGCUAUUGUGAAGGACAUAGCGAAGAACUACCCCACUAUCACCCGCCUGUUCAGCAUUGGAAAAUCUGUUCAGGGCCGAGACCUCUAUGUCCUCGAGAUCAGUGACAACCCUGGAAUUCAUGAACCAGGUGAACCAGAGUUCAAGUACAUUGCCAACAUCCACGGAAAUGAGGUUGUGGGCCGUGAGCUGCUACUGCUGCUAAUGCGACUCUUGUGUGAGCAGUAUGGCCGCUCCCAACGCCUCACUUCUCUGGUCAACAACACCCGAAUAUUCAUGAUGCCUUCCAUGAACCCCGAUGGCUAUGAGAUGUCCCAAGAGAAGGACUACGGAAGCGUGUCCGGACGCUUCAAUGCCCAUAACGUAGAUCUCAACAGGGAUUUCCCCGACCAAUUCCUGCCUAACAGGACUGGGACAACCCGUGAAGUUGAGACUGAAGCCAUGAUGCGGUUUGUGCUUGCCCAACCAGUGGUGCUCUCUGGAAGCCUUCACGGUGGAGCCCUUGUGGCAAAUUACCCAUACGAUGCUAGCCCAAAGCAUUCAGACAGAGCAUAUAGUAAGACGCCUGAUGAUGCGUUGUUUCGUUACAUUGCCCUCAGCUACUCGAAGGCUCAUCCCACAAUGCAUCUCGGUAGGCCAUGCCCAAAAGGUCCCAUGGAUGAUGAGUUUAAAGAUGGGAUUACCAAUGGCGCUGCAUGGUAUAACCUUUAUGGCGGCAUGCAAGAUUUUAACUACCUGAAGAGCAACAGCUUUGAAUUGACAAUAGAGAUGGGUUGCUUCAAGUACCCACCAGCCAGUAUGCUACCCAAGCUAUGGAAUGAUCACAAACGUCCGCUGGUUGUCUUUAUGGAACAAACCCACAUUGGAGUUAAGGGAUUUGUAACCGAUGAAAAUGGAAACCCUAUUACAAACGCCACAAUACACGUCAGAGGUAUUUCCCACGAUGUUCGAACUGCCAAGGACGGUGAUUUUUGGAGGCUUUUGGUUCCUGGCACCUACUCUGUCUCUGCAUUAAUAGACGGGUUCCCGUCGCCAGCGCAGCGAGUCGUCGUGACCGAAGGCAAAAGUGCAGUGGCAAACUUCACCAUGAACCGUGCCCACGCACGCUGGUCCAAGAAACGUGACAUGUUGAUUGGUGAAAACAUGGAGGCGCGUUACCUCUCUGCCGAGGAGCUGAGUAACUUGAUAAUGCAACUGCGUUCCACUCAUAACGAUAUAAUGGAAGUGAAAGACAGCCACGAUCCACAAGGAAAGAAGGCCCUUGAGCUGAUCCGAAUUACCGGAAAGGGACCAAAAACAAAGCCAGAGGUGCUUCUAAUCGCUGGUCUUCAAGGAGAUCGACCUGUCGGAAGAGAGAUGCUGGUUCGUCUUGCAAGACACUUGCUAAUUGGUUACAAGAAGGGAAACAGACGGAUCAAGGCCUUGCUGGACAAGGUCGCUGUCCAUUUGGUACCCGUUGUUGGGGACUUUGUGCAAGCACAGCCAGGCACUUGCAAGGCAAUAAGAAGAACCGAUGUACCUGACAUAGAAGAGGGUUUUGAAAGUGAACGUCUGCCACCAGCUGAGGCGCUGAAGAUGAGUAUGGCAUCAUACCACUAUGUAGCAGGACUGAUGCUCGAGUCUGGAGGCUACGGCAUAAGGAUUCCCAAUAAUGCUACAAACAGUGGUGUGUGGGACAACGUAACAACUGAUGCUCUACUGAAAGGCUUUAGCAAGACUCUGGGCAAGAAGGAAUGUUCAGUACCCCUGCAGACUGUCACAAAUGGAUCAUUCUUGAGCUAUGCAUAUUCAAAACAUGGAACACUCAUGUUGUCUGUGCACAUUGACUGCUGCAGUUACCCUCUAUCCAGUGAGUUGCCUGAACUCUGGAUGAGAAGCUUGGAGCCGCUUUUGCAGUUUGUGGAAGCUGCUGGAACUGUAAUCCAUGGGACAGUGACAGAUGAAUAUGGAAGCGUCAUCAACGAAUCCACAGUCACAAUGCAAAGCAGCAAGCGCCCAGUACCAGUCAGCAAUGGCGCCUUCUUUAUUACCACAGCACCCGGGAAAGUGGUGCUCACUGCAUCUGCUCUCCGGUUCGAGAUGAGAGUAUCGAGGGUAGUGGUGUCAGGCGGGGACGUCACCAACCUGGCUAUGGUCCUUGAGCCCGACUUAUUCGAGCACAAGUACCACGGCUACGCAGAAAUGGUACAACUGCUCAAAGACAUUGCUCACAAACAUCCAAACAUCACUCAUCUGUACAGCAUGGGGCACAGCACAAAGGGCAAGGACAUACCUGUAUUGAUAGUUGGAAAAAAUGCAAACACCCACACCCCUGGCCACCCCGAGGUUGCCCUGUACGCUGGGGUUCGGGGUACAGACCGUGCCGCCUCUGAGGUCGUACUGCACCUGGCCCACACUUUGGUCACCCAACAUCAUCACAUCCCUGAAAUCAGACAGAUCGUUUACCACUCGCGUAUCCACAUUGCACCAGUGCUCGACCCCGACAACAUGGAGAGGGCUGCAGUCGGAGAGUGCACUCAUGUGCCUGACCCAGCUGCUGCUAACAUGGUGGACCUCUACUCUGCAUUUGGAAAACACUCUGCAAGCUCCCAUCCUGAAGUGCAGGCCGUAGAGAAAUGGAUAGGAAAGAUACCAUUUGUCACGUCACUUGCCAUUAUUAGUGGUGGUCAUACCGCCGCAGUGGUUUUGCCACAAAGCAUCAAUAGGGCAGACCACGACGUGCUGUCUGCUCUUGCUAAGGCUUACGCAGAGUUCAACUACGAGGCUUCUGAAGAAUAUGCGGGAUGCACUGCAAAUAAAAGCGCUGUCCCAGAAGGCAUGCCUAUUGAAGUGAACUCUGAAUACAAACUUCCAGACGGAUUCAUUACGGAAUUUGUUCAUAAUACCACUGGCACAUAUGGACUAACAGCUGCCAUCUCAUGCUGCCCCGCCCCUUAUGUGGAGGACAUGUUGCGUUUGUGGUACUGGAACAAACAGCCCCUUCUGGAGUUCCUUCAGCAGACAACACGUGGGAUCUCUGGACUUGUGCUGACACGAAGCCGAGAAGCAAUUUCUGGUGCGAACAUUACCAUAAAUAAUCAACCUGUUCAGAGACGGACUACAAAAAUUGGAGAAUUUUGGAUCCCCCUUGGUGAAGGAAGCUAUACGAUGGUUGUGUCUGCACCAGGAUACUUUCCAAUGACAAAAAUGGUAGAUGUGUAUGCUGGGCCAGGUACAAGGGUGGAGUUCCUUUUGUACGAGAACAACGUAGUGGCAGGUCUUCCAAAGCACGUUUUCGUUGUUUUGCUUGGUUCACUGGUUCUGCUCAUCUUGGUGGGCUCUCUGUGCACCUACAGUGCUGUGCUUCGUCAAAGGCCACAGCACGCCGGUUUCAUUCCUGUCGACGGAAACCUGUUUGAAGAUGACGACGACGACGAAGAGUACAAGGUGGAAAAAAGUGAUGGGACGCAUAGAAGGUUGCUCAAGACCCUGGAAUACCAUGAUGCCUCUUCGUCGGAAGAUGAAAUCUACAAUACAAAACACUGGAGAAAUGGAAAGUUGGCAGAGGCAUAGUCUGCUUCAAUACAUUUUUUUAGAUUUAUGGACAGCUGUUGCUACAGGUAAACACACAAAAAAAAAAAACUGGUUCUGCAAAUUUUAUGUCGCUUUGUAGUUUCGAUUAUUUUGCAAUACAUACUUUCAUGUAUUGGGGCAACAUUCCUAAAGCUGCAUGCCCCAGCUCAUCAUGCACCUUUCAUGACUUCAUCUAUAUGUAAAUAGAGUAAACCACAAAGGCAACCUCUUUGAGCGGCUGUGCGGUUCUUGAUAGUGUCUCUAUUAUUAUUAUUAUUAUUAUGUACAUGGCCUGUGCAUUAUUUUAAAGGGUGUGUUACUAAGCUUCAUUCCAAGACGUCUCUGUACGUGUAACCUUCACAUCUGGCAUUGUUUCAACGGUUGUCAUGUCAAAGUUGUAGUUCGUUGUGGUCGUUACAUGGGAAGAGUACAGUGGCCUUAUUUCAUAAUGUGUGCUGGUGCGCAUAGAGAGAUCCUACGCACAGGUCAAUCCCCAAGAAAAGGAAUCUAGGUCAGAUACUAACGCAUGGUGAGAUCACAGUGGUCUGCUGUGUACACAGAUGGUGCCUUCAGUCCGAACGGACUAUGGUACAUCUAACUUGUCCCAAAACAGAAUUUAGAAUCUCAUCACGUGUAACAACUGCAAGUUAAUCCUAGUUCUUACCUUUAAAAUGACAGCAUGUAGAAAAAGGAACGUAAGGCGACCUGGCUUUGAAUACUCCAUGCAAGAGAGGUACACGAUUAACUUCUCAGUAUAGCAUGAAUGGGGCCUGACAUUUUCGGGUUGUAUUCUUCAGCAACAUCAGGGGGUAAAUAUCUGGUUAUAUGCUGCGAGUUGAACUGAACCAGAUUCACCCCAAUUCUGGUUUACUUGGCAUAAUACACGACACACCAGUAGACAGAGUAUCUAUAUUUUAGUCCGUGCAUUUAAGAGGCAGCACGGCCUCUGUUUCGCCACUUUGUACGAGCAUACUUAUGCAUUUUCAACACAGUUUCCGAAGUUCUGUGUUUGUUAUGAUGACUUCGCAUCCCCCUGGUCCAGCAGUUUUCGGGGAAAUAUCGGGUUAAACCCUGUUUUUGCUGAUUUGAAUUUGGGGGUAAAUAUUGGACGUAAUCGGUUAUAAACCCUAAAAAGUCAGGCCCUAAGCAUGAACUAUCAUAUGAAGAGAAUUUCUAGGCCAAUUUCGCUGUGGUGCUCUCAGCAAACUAGGGGUUGACUUGUGCAUGGCAAUGUGCAAUACGGCUAAGAACACUACUGUGUCAAAUGAUAUGCAUUUCACUAAACAUGCUCAUCCAAUGGUCUUCAAAGGAGCCACAUGAAAUUAUUGACCACCUGUGAAAAACUCUGCACGGCAAGCCUUAAUGUACUCUUAAGAAGUGGCAUGGCUUUGCACAGUAGAACCUCGUUAUAAUUUGAUGAGACUGCUAAAAAAAACACUAUAUCAGUUCAUGGCUGAGGUUUUAAAACAUGGGACCUCAGAUUUAGUUCACUAUGUCCAUAUCUUCACUGUGUGCAGGUUCUACUGUAGUACCCAUUUGUGAACAAUUCUCCCAUCGUGCAGAAGGGUCACACUGCCACUUAAGAUACCAGCAUAACUGUCUGUUGACAUGACGACUCAGUACUCUAUGGUACAUCCACAUUGAUUCAGUGCUGCCUGAAGAAGCAGUCAUGAGGAUAAGGAGCAUUUGUCUUUCUGUGUCUUGCUGUUCAAAGGACAAGGUGGAUCUGCCCUCAGAAGCACUACAGUACCCUCAUACUGUGAGUGUUAGAAUGAGAUGACAUCAAAGAGUACUGCAGUGCAGCUCCAUUGCAGGGACUUUAGUAUAGAGACAGCAUUCCUAGUAUGUCAGCAGUGCCCUACAUAGAUGUUAUUGUUCACAAGCUUACUUUGUGUGUGUUUUGUUACCAGACCACCCAGAUGUUGACUGUGAUUCAUGAAAUGUUUACACACACAUACUGAGAACCCCAAACUGUUGUUAGCACAUUCCAUGUUGUGUAUGCAGUGUCACAGGCUGUUUCAAUACUUGAAAUGUGUAACGUGUACUGAACAAGUUACCCACAUUUGACUAUCCUUUUGUACUUAAGCCCAAAAGAACGAAAUUGCUACUUCUAGUCAAUUCUCGGCAGAAAUAAAGGAGACUCUAAACAUAC